Messenger RNA from Salvelinus namaycush (lake trout), 3850 nucleotides. Its product is annotated as integrin alpha-7-like. Gene Ontology annotation, molecular function: integrin binding. Lineage: Eukaryota; Metazoa; Chordata; Actinopteri; Salmoniformes; Salmonidae. The transcript is spliced from 24 exons. Gene Ontology annotation, biological process: leukocyte migration; cell-matrix adhesion; cell-cell adhesion. The record is from RefSeq and is a predicted model, not a curated record. Gene Ontology annotation, cellular component: external side of plasma membrane; integrin complex. The coding region runs from base 1 to 3603 and encodes 1200 amino acids.
AUGGAUAACUCAGAGAGGGAUAACUCAGAGAUGGAUAACUCAGAGAGGGAUAACUCAGAGAGGGGUAACUCAGAGAGGGAUCACUCAGAGAGGGGUAACUCAGAGAGGGAUAACUCAGAGAGUGGUAACUCAGAGAGGGAUAACUCAGAGAGGGAUAACUCAGAGAGGGAUAACUCAGAGAGGGAUAACUCAGCCCAAAAGCUGUCUACUCCAGCAGGAUUCAACCUGGAUACUAGCAUGACUCUGACCAAGGAGGGGGAGACCGGCAGCUUUUUUGGAUUCUCAUUAGCGCUUCACCAGCAACUCACACCAGAACCACACAGUUGGAUCCUGGUGGGGGCGCCACGGGCCAGAGGACUGGGCAUGAUGCAGAGGAAGCGCCCUGGCGCUCUGUACCGCUGUCCAAUCACAAGCGAGGAGUUUGACUGCGAGCGCGUGGACAUCGAUGGAGACGUAAACCUCGACUGGGAAAGCAAGGACAACCAGUGGCUAGGAGUAACAGUCAAGAGCCAGGGGAUUGGAGGAAAGGUGGUGGCGUGUGCCCAUCUGUACGAGCUGCGUCAGCGCGCGGGCCUGCCAUCGGAGACGCGGGACCCCAUCGGGCGUUGCUACGUGCUCAGUGAGGACCUGACCGAGAGGGAUGACCUAGACGGAGGAGAGUGGAAGUUCUGUGAGGGGCGACCCCAGGGACACGAACAGUUUGGCUUCUGUCAGCAGGGUCUGUCUGCCGCCUUCACACCCGACAACCAAUUUAUCAUGUUCGGAGCUCCUGGAACGUACAACUGGAAAGGAGAGAUGCGUGUCCAGCUACUAAACCAGACUUUACUGGAUCUGGGUUUCUAUGACGACGGGCCCUAUGAAGUGGCGGAUGAGAAACAGCUGAAUGCUCAGCUGAUCCCUGUACCCUACCAUAGUUACCUGGGGCUCUUGUUCAUGGCUAGUCCCGAUGAAGAUGCGCUGGUGUACAAAACUCUGGAGCCACACUCCAACCGGCCCAUGUUUGAGGACGUAGCUCAGAAUAGCUACUUAGGCUUCUCAGUGGACUCUGCUAAAGGCAUAAUGAGUCGUGGUGAGCUGACCUUCGUGGCGGGGGCUCCGAGAGCCAAUCACACGGGAGCGGUGGUGCUGUUGCGUAAAGAUAACAUGUACCGCCUGGUGCCACAGCACAUCCUGUGGGGAGAGGAGCUGGCUUCUUCCUUUGGGUACUCUGUGGCUACGGCUGAUCUCAACAGUGACGGCUGGACAGACCUGAUAGUGGGAGCUCCUAACUACUUUGACCGAAAAGCAGAGAUCGGAGGUGCUGUGUACAUCUUCCUCAACCCAUUCGGUAACUGGGAGUACGCUCGGCCAAUCAGGCUCAACGGAACUCAUGACUCCAUGUUUGGACUGACCGUCAACAAUGUGGGAGACUUGGACAGGGACGGAUAUGACGACAUCGCUGUGGGGGCUCCAUUCGAUGGAGAUGGCAAAGUGUUCAUCUACCGAGGCUUGUCCUCAGGCAUCGACACCAAGCCUGCACAGAUCCUGGAUGGAGUGGACGAGGGGGUGAAGAGGUUCGGCUACUCCAUCUCAGGCGGCCUGGACAUCGAUGGGAACCUGUACCCUGACCUGGCAGUAGGCUCUCUCGGUGAUAAGCUGGUUCUGUACAGGUCUCGCCCGGUCAUUCACGUGACCCGGGACGUGUCCAUCGAACCUCAACAGUAUAUUGACUUGGAGCAACACAACUGUAAGGGGAGAGAUGGAGUGUGUGUGGAGGUCAAAGCCUGCUUCACCUAUACUGCUUAUCCAGAGACCUACUCACCAGACAUCACCCUGGUCCUACUCAUCGAGGCUGACACCGAGCGCAGGAAGCUCGGCCUGCCCCACCGUGUUAGCUUCCUGGGUCGCAGUGCACAGGCGGCGGAGUACACACACACUGACGAGGUGGAGCUGAAAGGUCAACGCCAUCCCGCCUGCCAGAGCGCCACCUUCCAACUACACGAGAAUAUCCGCGAUAAGCUGCGUCCCAUCUCUCUGGCCAUCACCCACACCAUCAGACCCCCCAUGUUCUCUUCAGACACUAACCCAGAGGAACGAGACACGCUACCUCCUGUACUGAGUGUUUCCACCUCCAACACCCUGCACUCUGAGGUGAAUUUCCUGAGGGAAGGAUGUGGCGAUGAUAAGAUCUGUCAGAGCAACCUGAAGUUGACCUACCAGUUUGGAACCCGACCUCCCACCUCUGACCUCUUCACCCCUCUGCCAAGGGAUGAUGAAGAGGUGGCGGUGUUUUCUCUGUCUGACCAGAGGUCUGUGGUGUUGGAGGUGACCGUCACCAACAUGCCCUCUGACUCUCUGUACCCUGAGAAGGACGGUGACGAUGCCCAUGCUGCCCAGCUAGUGGUCACCCUGCCAGACACCCUGUCCUACUCUGGCUUCAGGGGACAACAGGUGGUGUGCCAGGCCAAUCAGAACGGCUCUCAGGCAGAGUGCGAGCUGGGAAACCCUCUGAAGAGAGAUGCUAUACUGAAAUUCUACAUCAUCCUCAGCACGUCUGCUAUCACCAUAGAGACCACGGAACUCACUGUCAACCUCCUGCUGGCUACUAUCAGUGAACAGCGAGACCUGGCCCCAGUCACAGCCGUGGCUAAAAUCAUCAUUGAGCUCCCCCUGGCUGUCAGUGUGCUGGCCAGACCACACCAGCUGUUCUUCAGUGGGGCUGUGAAGGGGGAGAGUGCCAUGGAGACCCUGGACGAUGUGGGCAGUGCUGUGGAGUUUGAGUUUACGGUGACCAACACCGGGCCGUCCCUGCAGACUCUAGGCUCCGCCUUCCUCAACAUCAUGUGGCCUCACGAGCUGUCCAAUGGGAAGUGGCUCCUGUACCCCACUGCUCUCCACUUCCAUGGCCAUCCAGAAACACACUGUACCCCCCACACCUCCCUCAACCCACGCAAGUUCUCCCACAGUUCUCCUUCUGACGACCAGCCACAGGCAGCAGGCCUGAAGGCCAGGAGGAAGGGGCGUUCCAACCCAGAAGAGGAGGGCCAUGUGAUGACCAAGGGCAGUCUGGGUAGGACUACGCCUGCUGUGGCUGCCUCAGAGAGACGCAAGUCACUCAAACUGGACUGUCUGCUGGGUUCAGCGCGAUGUGUGCUGUUCCAGUGUCCUCUCCACAGCUUCUCUGACUCUGCUGUCCUCAAGAUCCAGGGACGCCUUUGGAACAGCACCUUUCUGGAGGAGUUCCCAUCAGUCAGUGCUCUGGAGCUGCUGGUUAGAGCCAACAUCACAGUCAAGUCCAGCAUCAAACACUUGGUGCUGAGGGAUGCUGCUGCACAGGUCCCAGUGAUGAUUUACCCAGAGGUUGGUCUGACUGCCCAGUACUGGAUCCCCUGGUGGUGGAUUCUCAUAGCCAUCCUGGCUGGUAUCCUGGUGCUGUCUCUGCUGGUCUGCAUCCUCUGGAAGUGUGGUUUCUUCCGUCGGGUCCAGUAUGAAGACAAAGUGCCUCAGUACCAUGCGGUGAAGAUCCCCCGUCAAGACCGGCCCCAGUUCCAGCAGAGCCAGCAGAAGGCAGGGAUCCUCCAGAAGAAGGAGUGGGCCACACACUGGAGCGACGGAAGCUCCUGAACAACAUCAACAAACAAGGACUAGAAUAACAACAAACACACAUUCAACCGUAUGGCACUCACUAACUCUGCAGUGGAACAAACGUGUGCAGACUGACCGUGUCACAACACUGUUGUGCACAUUGAGGCUAUGUCCCGAUUCAUCACCCUUCUUCUGAAGUGUGCACACUUCCCAUCGUGGAUUUAUCAAUGGUGAAAACUCGCUCAAGCCAAUGGUAUUCUACUGUAUUCUACUGUAUUCUACUGUA